Molecule: messenger RNA, 6030 nt
Organism: Aedes albopictus (Asian tiger mosquito)
Lineage: Eukaryota; Metazoa; Arthropoda; Insecta; Diptera; Culicidae
Exons: 10
Coding region: 682-4125 (1147 amino acids)
Biological process (GO): embryonic hindgut morphogenesis; embryonic pattern specification; embryo development
Cellular component (GO): nucleus
Molecular function (GO): RNA polymerase II cis-regulatory region sequence-specific DNA binding; DNA-binding transcription factor activity, RNA polymerase II-specific
Source: RefSeq, a predicted model, not a curated record
CAGCAGAAGCCACACACCUCUUCGACCAGAGGAGGCAUCAUCUUUUUGUCGCCGUGUUUCGCGGCUUGAAAACGUCAUCCAUUGGAGUCGGCAGCUGUCAAAAGUGGCGUCCAAUGACAAAAUACGUAGUUUGCUUUGUUUUUAGACCAAUAGAUAAAUGGAUUUUGAUUGAAUGAAUAAGGAAAUUUGUUUUCUUGAAUGUAGAAUUAAUAACUUUUCGGAUAAAGAAAGUCUGAGACGCACACAUACUAGUGAUUCAUUUGUUUUAUGGUUGUGUAAACGUUGCAAGAUAAGUGAACAUGGAAUACUCUUCAAUGGUAGAACUGUAUGGGCCCGGUGUGUAUGAACGAAAAUAACAUUAUUUUGGUGAGAUGUAAUCGAUUGGAACCAGUUUUGGAUUAGGAAGUGACUAUAGUGAAGCUAAUGGAAGCAUCUACAGUGCGGGACCCGGCCGAUGAUCCGGUUCCAUCGAAGUGAGCCGAUCAGCUAGCAUAGUACUGAUGUAAAUGGAAAACGAACGAAAGUUAUAGAAUCAAACUAAGACUACCAAGAGACUGCCCCGAACAACGAAUCUGAUACCGUAGUUAUCACCUGUCUAUACACAGUAGCAAUAAUGAUAAUUCGAAAGAAAAAGCGGAAUAGUUUGUCAACAUAGAGUUUACUUAUUCACGUCCACGCCUGAUGGACGGGUCGCAGGGCAAUCUAGCGCCCGGGCAAGAGAUACGAGUCGUCAGCGCCUCGGUUGUAGCGCAACUACAAGCCCAGGGAUUGCAGGGCAAUGAACUCAACGCAGCUAUUAUGGCUGCUUCGCAGCCGCAAACUGCGCAGCAGCAAGCAAUGCAACAGCAGCAAAUACAACAGCAGCAGUUGCAACAACAGCAAUUGCAGCAACAGCAGUUGCAACAACAACAGUUGCAGCAGCACCAGCAGCAAUUACAACAGCACCAACAACAGCAAGCAACCUUGCAGCAGCAGCAGCAACAACAACAACAACAACAACAACAACAGCAACAAGCUCAGCAGCAGCAACAACAAGCUGCUCAGCAACAACAAACUCAACAACAACAAGCGCAGCAGCAGCAGCAACAACAACAAAAUCAACAACAGUCACAAUCCACACCUCAAGCGGCUCAACAGCAGCAGGCCCAACAGCAGCAGCAGCAGCCGCAGCAACAACAGCAAACAUCGCAGCCAGCGCAGCUUCAGCAGAUUCAACAACUCACGCAGAUUCCUCAGCAGCAGCCGCAGGUGAUCACAUUGCAGCAGCUGCAAAAUUUCCUCCCUCAGCAUCAGUUGAAUACGAUCACCACUGCCGAUGGGACUCCGGUGCAGGUAUCGUCGGCGACUACGACUCCCGUAGGAACACCGGUGAAAACCUUUGUCACGUCGCCGCCCCAGAUCCAACAACCGCAGAUUUUGAACCUCCAAGGAUUGCCGCAGCAGUUUCUUCAGGGCGGGCAGAUCAUUCAGAAUCCGAAUGGGCUGUUCCAGAUGAUUCAGCCCGUUCAAACCAUCAACGUCGAUGGGCAAGAGACGUUAUUCGUACCCGGAGGAAUCCAGGGGAAUCAGCUGGCGGGAGCUCAGGCGGUUCAAAUCAACGGUCAACAGGCUUUCAUAACUCCGUCAGGGCAACUGAUUCGUGCUCCAAACGGAAUAGUUCCGAACUUUCUGCAGAAUAUGACGCAAGCAGUGCAGCUUCCCAAUGCUGGUCAGGCUACGCUUACUAUCCCGGGAACUAAUAUAACAAUCCCCUUGGGUACGACAAAUACGGCAAAUGUUCUAGCGCAACAGCAACAACAACAGCAACACCAACAACAACAACAGCAGCAACAGCAGGUAGCUGCCGCGAACGCAGCCGUUGCUAAUCAGCAACAAAACUCAGCCCAAAGUCAGCAAGUGCAAUCGCAAACUCAACAACAACAGCAUACACAGCAUGCGCAAACGCAGGUCCAGGUUCAAACUCAGCAACCUGCUACGCAGCAAAUCCAACAUGUUCAGCCGGCUACCAUUACCAUUCCCGGUACCAACAUCCAAGUACCAACUUCAGCUGUUACCGCACAGAGUAUUUUGCCUAACAAUAUAACUACCAUUAAACUGGAAGGAGGUCAAAACGUGCAAGUUCGACCAGCUGGUGCUAUGCCGCAGGUUGUCCAGUUUCCUAUGCAGCAAACCAUACCGGUACAGGUACCGAUCUCUACCGGUAAUGGCCAAACCGUCUACCAGACCGUCCACGUGCCAAUUCAAGCAAUCGGUUCGGCUCUAGUCCAGCCACAGAUGCAAGUGAUACCGCAGAUUCCGCAAGUAGCUAACAUAAUCACACCCAGCGGGCAGAUUCAGCAGGUGCAGCUGACUUCUCUGAAUCCGCUAGCUGGUCUGCAACCAACGCCCGCCCCGCAGAACAUAAUCCUCCAGCAACCCUCGAAUUUGGCGCAAGCCGCAGCACCCACCACAAUCACUGCCGGAAAUCCACUGGUAUCGUCACUGCCAGCUGGAGCGGUACAAUCCGGCGUGGCAGCUAGUCAGGACAACGGUCAACCAGGUCAAACGCAGCCCCAGCCUCAGCCGCAGCCUAUAACGAUUGCUGGCCCGCAAGUCGGGCAGCAGAUCACUGUGAUACCUACCAACACGCUGCCGCAGCUGCGGCAGAACGCAGCCAAUAUCAUCCAGAUGCCAAACAUCCCAGGGCUGCAAGCGAUCCCGGUACAAAACAUUCCGGGCAUCGGAAACGUUCAGGUGAUCCCGACAAAUUUCAUGCAACCGGUUCAACCGCAAACAGCGGCGUCGCAGCCUCAGUUGAACCCGGUCAAUCAAACAGGGCAAACUAUAUCCCUUCAGCAGGCAGCGGCGCAUCAAUUAUCAAAUAUAAAGCCGGAUCCAAGCGACCCCGGUAAGUGGUUCAUCAAGCAGGAAGUGAUUCCGAUUCAACCACAACCGGUGGUGGCGGUCUCGACGGCGGCAGCGACAGCCGCCGUCGGGGCGUCCGGUGGAAGUAGCAGCGUUGCUGGCAGCACUGGUGCCACUGGGACCAGUGUUGGCAGCACGGUGGUAACUUCACUCUCGCAACCGACGAUGAUCAACACCAACAUAACCGGGAGUCAUCAGAUCAAGGGCGAAAUUCUGAGCCCCACGACGCAGACCUCGGUGAACGUCAAUAUCAGUGUGGGUGGAGGAGGAGGUGGAGACGGAUCGGGGAGUAAUAACGAACAAACGCCCAAACCCCGGGUGCGGAGAGUGGCCUGCACCUGUCCGAACUGUGAAACGAAAGGCGAAGGACCGUCGGAUCGGAAGAAGCAGCACAUCUGCCAUGUGAGCGGGUGCAACAAGGUGUACGGAAAAACGUCCCAUCUGAGGGCACAUCUUCGGUGGCAUACAGGUGAACGGCCUUUCGUCUGUUCCUGGAUGUACUGCGGCAAGCGGUUCACACGGUCCGAUGAACUGCAGCGACACCGGAGGACGCACACCGGCGAGAAGCGCUUCCAGUGUCCCGAGUGCAACAAGAAGUUCAUGCGUAGCGAUCACCUCUCCAAGCAUAUCCGGACGCACAACAAACUGAAAAAGGACCACGUACGAUACCUGCUGGAGUUGGGUGAUUCGAUGAAAUCGAGUGGCCUCAGCGACGACGGCGAAGAUGAUCUGGAGAUGGCCGAUGACGAUAUGAAGGAUCUGGAUGACGAAGACGAGGACGAUGACGACUCCCUACCAGGCGCGCCCGAAGUGGUUAGCCAUCAUCUGAUCAAACCGAAGCUGGAACCGGUUGUCGUUGAACCUGGUGGAGACGUUUCGGUGGCGGUGACGAUGUCGGGUCACGGACCAGGACCGCCGGUUGGGCUCAUGGUCGCCGGUGGCCACGCUGCCGGACAGAUGCAGCCGGUGGCCGUGACGAACGCAAACGGGACGGGAAUUGUCUGGAUUGCGUCCGGUAGUGGUCCCUUGAUAGGGCUGCAGUCCCAGCAGCAGGGCGCACCAGCUCCACCGCCACUCUACAGCAUCAAACAGCUCAACAAUGCGCAGGAGGUGGCGAAUUCGGCCCACUCAGCGUCCUCCGACAGUAACGACAGCUCGGACGAGAAGAUGAUGAUCACCCUGGGCAACGACGAUCAGGACCAGUCGAUCGAGUCCAACUAGCAGUGCGAAACGCUGUCCAUACAUCAAUUUGCAACUUUCGACAGCUGUAGAUUACCGUUUGGGCAGUUUCAGGCGAACUUUUAGGCACAUGCUUCCGGGAACAAGAGGGAGGUCGGAACGCGGGAUGGAAACAUACGGUAAAGAGGUUGAGGCAGUUGUUUACUAGAGAUGUUUCCAUGUUGUGUCUGUCCGCUCCAUAAAUACCUAGAAGUAGCAGUGCAUUGUCAACUUGAGUUGUUGACCAGUUUCCUUCAUUGCAUUUUAUACGUUUAAGAUUCAAAACUUUUACCUAUCGAUCCUCUAAGCUUCUGGAAAUGAUUUUGGUCUAAUUAUAUUCAAUAGAAUCUGUUAAUAAUAAACGAUCUUGAAUUUCAUCGUUAACUUAUCAAAGACUCGGGAUGCCUCAAAAAAUAUUUUAAAGGUCUUUCUUCUUUUUCUUCUUGGCGUAACAAGCCCAAUAGGACAAAGCCUGCUUCUUAGCGAGCGCUUCCACAGUUAUAAGCAGAGAGCUUCCUCUGACAAUGACCUUUUUGCAUGUAUAUAUCGUGACCAAGAAAAACAUUUCUAUUACGAAAAGUUCCUUGACCGACCGAGAAUCGAACCCUCAGCAUGGUUUGAAUACCUAUGCCUUUAAAGCUGUGGCUAAAUGUUAUACGAUUUUGCGAAAUAUAUCUGACAUAUUAGUUAGGGAUGAGAAACUUAUGCUGUUUCCGACAACUUUGCUCUCUUCGUCAUGGGAUGAUUCCCAAAAUCGGCUGAAAUCUAGAUUUGCCUCAAGACUUAUACGGUCAAGUGACCGACACCUCACAUGUCGAAGAGAACAACGCUGCCGAAAAUGAAGGGUGAAGUCACCCUAUAUAAUUAUUAAGGCAACAGCUUAGGUUGUCAAUGCACUAAUCAAAAAUUUAUCCAAAUUAUCAGAAAGAAAAAACCGAAAUCUCAAACCUAUCAGAUUAGAAUCCAAUCAGUCGGAUAGCCAUCAACCAGAGGCUCCCAACUACAGACGGUAUAUAAUUAGAUGUUUUAUCCGCGUAAGAAUACCGAAUCGAUCGAAUAUUGGCUAACGGAAAGUGGAUCGACUGCAGCACUCGAGCAUAAAAUUUUACCAGAUUUCAACAGGAAGGCGUUGAAUCGCGACGACGUUCCAGUAUACAGACGCACGGAAAAGGUUUUCAAUUUUAUAAGCAACCUCCUUCAGAUAGGUCCUAUAGGUGUAAAAACGAUUCCCAGCCGCGGUGUAGCGUAAUCGAUGUGGAUACCGUACCGGUGCGAGAGCGAGAAAGCGAGCGAACGAGUUACGAUGAUAUGCUUAGUUUUAUGUUGCGCAAAAAGCCCCUCAACUGUUACUGUGAACUUUAUCCCUAGAGAGAGCGAGAAAGCUUGAACGUGUCAUGUUUUGGUUCUUAAAACUUUCGCUCUGUAUAUUGCAGCUUAAAAUCAAACUCAAUUCGAUCGGAAAACCCCCUCUAAUGCAAGUUCUAAACCCUAAAACAACUGUUCUCGAUGUUCGUAUUAUAUUAGUCCCACGUGCGUGGGGUUCGUAAACCUAGAAAUCGUUCACUAUUUCAGUUCUUUUUGAAUUAACAAAUUAUCUUGUAGGACAAAUUUUACUUGAAGAGACUUAUUUAUUUGAUGAUUUAGCGUAAUACGGUCGAGCGAUGAUUGUUGGUUUUAAUAUUGUUUUGGUACAACUCCGUUUUGGAAGAAACACACUAAUUUGGAUACGCUAAAUUUUACUAGGAAACAGGAUAUUUGUACCUUAUUACUUGCUAGGUUGGAAUAAUUGGUCUAAAUUCUAAAGUUGCUUCCGUUGAUUACUAAAACAAUGCCUGUACUAUAUUACUUGUGUAAUCGUCUACAACGUGAAUAGGCUGGAAAUAAUAAUAAGAUAUUGACAUUUUUCAA